Aspergillus sclerotioniger CBS 115572 is the source of this 1646-nucleotide messenger RNA. RefSeq names its product FAD-binding oxidoreductase. The transcript is spliced from 6 exons. Lineage: Eukaryota; Fungi; Ascomycota; Eurotiomycetes; Eurotiales; Aspergillaceae. Bases 25 to 1560 code for a protein of 511 amino acids. Gene Ontology annotation, molecular function: oxidoreductase activity; FAD binding. The record is from RefSeq and is a predicted model, not a curated record.
UCGAUAGCCCAUGCAUAGAGCACAAUGGCUGCAAUAGUCGGUGCGAUCGUCACUCUCGCCUCCCAUCUCGAGCAAGAGGAGGUGGUGCAGAUUGAGACGCUCCUAUCGCGAUUUAAGCAAUUGUCCACUGCCGAACAAGACCAGGAACGGGCCUCUUAUGUGUCUGCAGCCUUCCCCCUGUUCUUCGGCCCCGAUGCCGUAGUGCAUGGGUCCAAUGGCUACGAGCCGCAGCGUCAAGUGCCUUGGUCCGCCAAUUGCUGGCUUCAGCCUCGCGUGAUUGUGCGCCCCGUGGGGGCCCAGCAAAUCGCCAUCGCUCUGGCUCUGUGCCGGUUUUUCCACAUCCAGUUCUCCAUCCGCGGUGGGGGGCAUUUGCAGAUUCCGGGCUUCACCAGCAACCAGGAGGGAGUGGUCAUCUCGCUUAGCGCGUUUGACCAGGUACGGCUGUCCGAGGACAAAUCGACGGCCGAUAUUGGGGUCGGGUUGCGAUGGCUGGAGGUGUACCGGCAGCUUGACGGGCACGGAGUGGCCGUGGCAGGAGGAAGAGUGCCUUCGGUGGGCGUUCCCGGUUUGUUGCUCGGCGGCGGCAUCUCCUUCCAGAACAGUCAGUAUGGCCUCGGCGCCAUGGCCGUCUCCAACUACCAGGUCGUCCUCGCCAAUUCACAAAUCGUCAAUGCCAAUGCCAAUGAAAACCCCGAUCUUUUCUGGGCCUUAAAGGGUGGCGGUUCCAAUUUUGGGAUCGUCACCAAAAUUGAGAUGAACACCAUCCCCAACAAAAUCUGGACCGAAGUCCGUAUCUACCCUCUCAGCGUUGCCGCCCAACUGCGCGUCGCUCUGAUGCAAUACCACGAGGCCAUCGAAACCGACAACAAGGCCUCCUUGAUCUACAACGCCACCAACGACAUCAUCCUCGUUGUCUACUUCUACUGCGCCCCCAUCGAGAACCCUCCCAUCUUCCAAUCCUUCUACGACAUUCCCUACCUCACUAGCUUCGUGUCCGCGGGUAUCCGCACCGUCUAUGAUCUAGUUCAGGCCGUCGCAUCCGUGAACGAAGCCGAGCCAACUGUCCACGAAUUCCGCACCAUGUCCAGCCGUCCCAGCAUCGAAGUCUACGAGGCUAUUGAGCGCGCCCACGCCGAACAAGCCGAAGCCCUCAAGGACUUGGAAGGAAUCGCCCUCACAACCGUCAUCCAGCCGAUGCCCUCGGUAGCUAUGCAACAAACCCUCAAGAAUGGUGGAAGUCCGUUGGGUUUGGAGCCUGUCGGACAGCAAUGGUUCCUCGCCCGUGCAGACUGGAAGCACAUCCAUGAUGAAGAGCGAGUGCGCGAGGCGGUGCGGAAGAUUGUCAAUGCGGCGGAAUCCGCGGCGAAGCGGACGGGCGCGUAUCUCCCGUACAAGUACUCAAACUAUGCGGCGCAGGAUCAGGAUCCGCUGGCGAGUUAUGGGGAGGAGAAUGUGCGGAGGUUGAAGGAGGUGGCGAGGAAGUAUGAUCCCGACGGGGUCUUUCAGGAGUUGCAGAAUGGGGGGUGGUUGCUGAGUAAGGUUGGCUCAUUGGAGGGGUAGGUUAAUACGGGGCUGUAUAUACUGUUAUGUAAUACUAUAUAGAUCUGAUCCUAGAUAGAUUUGAGGAAUGUAUAAAGAGUUCGUGG